UAUGUCAGUAGUAGGUAUUGAUGUGGGUUUCCAAAAUUGUUACAUUGCUGUUGCGAGAAGCGGCGGGAUUGAAACCAUUGCCAAUGAAUACAGCGACAGAUGUACACCGUAAGUAUACCAUUGACAUCAAUAUAUAGAAUGUGAUUUUGCAACGUAAUGUUUGCGACUGGAUGCUCGCUGUAGCAUACCCUGAUGGCGUAGUGAUAAAAAAUGCUCCAUCAAUGGAUGUUUCAUGUGUUAUGAUGAAUAUCUUACAUUGGAUGACAUUACAUUGGAUUGUAUUUUUUCUUUCAUGUAAAUGUAUAGCCUAUUUAUAGUAAUAUUUGCAGUUUUGGUUAUUACAACGUUAUAACGUCUCCAUUCUCAGAAGUCUUUGUUGCAUGUUCAUUUACCUAAUGACCUCUCUUAAUAAUUGCAGCCGUCUACGUAGUGCUUGGAAUGUGGCCUUUUUAGUUUCAUUUUACACCUUUCUAUCAUAUUCUGUGAGACAUGAUAUUUAAUGCAUCGUCAUAGCCUAUAUCGACAUUUGACCAAAUUGUUCAGCAUUAGAAUAUAUUGUAUUAAAUCUCAUGUCAUAUAGUUUAUUUUUUUUAUGAAUAUCCCUGCAUUACUCUAUUUUUCAAGUAAGCGUUGUUGUGUUGUCCUUUUUUAUUCAAAGCGCAUCAGCUAAAUGUAUAGCUCAUUUUAUUUCUUGCGAGUAUCAUUGAAUUUGCUUGGAAUUGACUGCUGUCAUAAAUUUUUGCUCACAGACUUAAAAGUACUGUAUGACAAAUUCCCAUAUGGACAGAAUAAUUUGAACAAAGAUAAAUAUAGGCUAUAGAUGGGCUGCUUGUAAGCCUACUGUAUGUAGCCUAUGUGAAUAUGACUAUCACACACAAAUGUUAUGACAUUGGAUUAGGUGACUGUGAAUACAUGGGUAUUUAGUUUAUACCAAUUCCUCUCAAAACUGCAAUCUUCCCCUGCUCCUCCUAACAGGCCACUAUGCAAGGUGCACCAAUACUCUGCGUGAGUGAGAGGGAAUGUAAUGCCCUGGGUUUUAUUACAGGAUGUUCUUGCUCAGCCUCAUUCACAACAAAUUUUCCAAAUAACUUAACAUCUGCCAUCAGACCAACUGCAUAGCCCACAAUCACAAUGCCAAUUGGGAAUAAUCUCAGACAUAACAUAGCAUUGCAGUGUACAGCUCUCAUACAAUGAAUUUGAUGAUGAGGAGAAGGAGGGGGAAGAUGGGUAGGUGGAGCAGAAUGAGACCUUCAAUACCAGUUGACGGAAUUGAGCCUUCCAUUCAAGGAACCUGGAUCACUCUGUGUCAGCAAGACAAUGCAAUGAGCUGAUGGAGGAAGGCUUGGGUGUCUCUGGCCUCCAAAAACCGAACCAUUGGAAAUGCAGCCAAGGGUCAAAUUAUAACAAACUUUAAAAACACAGUCCAUGGCUUCAAGAAGUUCCAUGGCAGAGCGUUUGACGACCCAUAUGUCCAGGGGGAGAAACCCAAGUUGCCUUACAGCUUGCACAAGCUGGCCAGUGGCAACACUGGAAUCAAGGUCCGUUACCUGGAUGAGGACAAAGUGUUCACAAUUGAGCAGGUAACAGCAAUGUUGCUGACCAAGCUGAAGGAAACUUCUGAGAGCGCCCUGAAGAAGCCAGUUGUGGACUGUGUGAUCUCUGUCCCAAGUUUUUUCACCGAUGCAGAGAGGAGGUCUGUGAUGGACUCCACCCAAAUUGCAGGGUUGAACUGUCUGCGUCUGAUCAAUGACACCACGGCAGUGGCCCUGGCCUAUGGGAUCUACAAGCAGGACCUGCCCACCCCAGAGGAGAAGCCACGCAAUGUGGUGUUCGUGGACCUGGGACAUUCAUCAUUCCAGGUCUCCAUAUCAGCCUUCAACAAAGGCAAACUUAAAGUACUGGCCACAGCCUUUGAUCCCUACCUGGGCGGGCGUAACUUUGAUGAGGUACUUGUGGAGCACUUCUGCGAGGAGUUCAAGGCAAGGUACAACCUGAACGUGAGGGAGAACCCCAGGGCUAUUCUGCGGCUGUCUCAGGAGUGCGAGAAACUGAAGAAGUUGAUGAGUGCCAACUGCUCUGACCUUCCCAUUAACAUUGAGUGCUUCAUGAAUGACAUUGAUGUGACAGGCAAGAUGAACAGAGUCCAGUUUGAGGAACUGUGUGCCCCAUUCUUGAUGAGAGUAGAGGCGCCAUUGAAAGCAGUUAUUGAACAAUCAAAGCUGAGCCGGGAUGAGAUCUAUGCAGUGGAGGUGGUAGGAGGAGCCACCAGGAUCCCUUCCAUUAAAGAGAGAAUCUCCAAGUUCUUUGGCAAAGAUGUCAGCACCACACUCAACGCAGAUGAGGCUGUGGCACGGGGCUGCGCUCUUCAGUGUGCAAUUCUGUCCCCAGCUUUUAAGGUGCGUGAAUUCUCCAUCACUGAUGUGGUUCCCUUUCCAAUAACCCUACGCUGGAAGUCCCCCACAGAAGAUGGAGUCGGAGAAUGUGAGGUGUACAGUAAGAACCAUGCAGCACCCUUCUCCAAAGUCAUCACCUUCCACAAGGACGAGCCCUUUGACUUGGAAGCGUUCUACAGCCUCCCACAGGAGCUGCCUUACCCGGACAUCAGGAUAGGGCAUUUUUCUGUUCAGAAUGUGGUGCCCCAGCCUGAUGGAGACAGCUCCAAAGUGAAGGUCAAAGUGCGCAUAAACGUGCACGGCAUCUUCAGUGUUUCCAGCGCCUCCCUGAUCGAGAAGCAGAAUGGUGAAGGAGAGGAUGUUCAGAUGGACAUGGAAGCCACUGUGCAGAAUGAAGGAAGGCCAGAGGACCAGACUAAAAUGCAGGUGGACCAGGAGGGUCAAGGCCAGGGGGACCAGCUGAAUGAGGACGCCAGCUCCUGCAGUAAGAACGGAGUACCUGGGGAGAAGCAGGACCCAGCAUCAGGGGGAAGCAAGCCUAAAGUAAAAGUGAAAAGCACUGACCUUCCCAUUCUGGCCAACACUAUCAGACAGCUGGACAGGGGGGUGCUCAAUGACUUUGUGCAGUAUGAGGGCCAGAUGAUCGUCCAGGAUAAGCUGGAGAAAGAGAGGAAUGAUGCUAAGAAUGCUGUGGAGGAGUAUGUGUACGACCUGCGGGACAAACUGUGUGGCAUCUAUGAGAAGUACACCACGGAGGAGGACAGUAAUCGUCUGACACUGAUGCUCGAGGACACAGAGAACUGGCUUUAUGAGGAGGGAGAGGACCAAGCCAAACAGAUCUAUGUGGACAAGCUGGAAGAUCUCAAGAGGUUUGCCCAGCCCAUUCAUGACAGGCACAGGGAGCAGGAAGACAGGCCGAGGGCAUUUGAAGAGAUGGGCAAGAUGAUCCAACUUUAUAUGAAAGCUGUGGAGCUUUAUAAACAGAAGGAUGAGCGUUACCAGCAUCUGAAUGCUGAGGAGAUGAGAAACGUGGAGAAGUGUUUAAAUGAAAGCAUGGCCUGGAUAAACAGCAAGAUGAAUGCCCAGAGCCAACUCACCAUCGCCCAGGACCCAGUCGUCAAAGUAGCAGACAUAAUUUCCAAAAUACAGGAACUGGAUGAAGUAUGCAACCCAGUUGUCAACCGACCGAAGCCCAAAGCAGAGGAUGUGUCAGAGGAGAAUGACAAGAGCAACGGGGCCCAUAACAGCCCAAGGCAAGGAGCUGGCGGGAGGGGAGCAGCAAAGGGUAGCAACCAGACAAAGCCUCCUUCAGCAGAGAUGGAGAUUGACUGAGCCCCUCUGCCAAAUAAGCUCUGCUACCAGCACUCUAGCUCCCAUCAGACCAUUUUGACAAGGUCUACCCAAACAUACAGUACAAAGUGUAUCCGGGACCAUUUUUCCAUGUCCAUCACCACUCAAUGGGCUGUUUUGUGCACUUGUAUUCAGAGUCCCCCUGUUCGAUUUUUUUCCUUUUGAUCUUUUUUUGACUUUCUCUAGUAUGUUACAACUGUGUGCUCCUCCCUCAGAGGUUAGACAAUACCUUAUAUAGUCAUUAACUGUAAGAUUAGAUAUAGAUGAAAACCAUGCUGGCUCUCCUGAAAACAGUUUUUCCUAACCAUACGUGUUUGCAUUUCAAAAGUCCCAUAAGCAUCAGAUCUCUAAGGUGACUCUUACUGCACAUAACCUUGUAGUGGAACAUAAGUAGAAUUACUGUCUGAACAAUCGCAAUGGCUAAUUAAACUAUUAGUAAAAUAUGUAUGCAAUAAUACAUAUUAUAUAUAUUUGUAUUUCAUAUAUGAAUUUGAAAGGAUGUAUGUAUGCCUAGAUACUGUAAAUAUUAUUUUAGUAAUUUAAACUGGCCAGUGCCUAUAGUUGUGUAUAUAGAGGAUACAUUCCUAGUGUUGUUAGCAAAGAGAGAAGAGCAAUGGGCUGGAUGCCUAUUCCUUUACUUAUUUUCAUGCAUUUCCAUAUUUUGAGUCAUGACAUUUAAAGACGGAAAGUAAUAAAUGUAUAAAUAAAUAAAUGUAUGCACUCACUAAUGUAAUUCGCUCUG
This is a messenger RNA of Salvelinus namaycush (lake trout), 4485 nucleotides long. RefSeq names its product heat shock 70 kDa protein 4L-like. The transcript is spliced from 19 exons. Gene Ontology annotation, biological process: protein folding. The record is from RefSeq and is a predicted model, not a curated record. Gene Ontology annotation, cellular component: cytosol; nucleus. Bases 1590 to 3725 code for a protein of 711 amino acids. Gene Ontology annotation, molecular function: ATP-dependent protein folding chaperone; ATP binding. Lineage: Eukaryota; Metazoa; Chordata; Actinopteri; Salmoniformes; Salmonidae.